AUGAUUUCCGGCAAGGGGGAGCUCUCGGCCUAUGCGGCCGCUGCGGGGAUUCUGCGUUAUGUCUCCAGUGUCGAGAAUGGCUGGCGCGUGGCGCCUAAAUCCUUUAAAGACUACGUGUCGCAGCCGAAGAAGUCUGGAUAUCAGGCCAUUCAUUUGACGCUAGUCACUGACUUCCAGGCCUUAGCCCUGACUUCGUCCUCUCCGUCCUCUCCGUCGUCUCCGUCCGCGGAGACGAAACGGGCGCCGUGCCAACUGGAGCUGCAUAUCUUCACGGAUGAGAUGAAGUCACAGGAACGUCGCGGCCCCGCCUCCCACGCCAGUUACAAAGCCUUCCCGCUUCGCCCCGAAACCAUCUUGGAGAAGUUGGGUGGUGAGACAGGCGUGGUGUCGAUCACAGAAGUGGCGCAUCAUGAUUUCGUGCCCGGGCCCGUGGAUGCAACGCAGAAGUUGGAGGAGUUGGCCCAGCGCGCCGGCUUUGAAGACAUGGACUUAGAGGCUUUGCGCAUCAGCCGCAGUCAUGUGGAUGAGGUGGUUUCCGCCUUCCAAGAACUCAUGGCGUCCAGCUUGACUGCGCUCCCUGCCUCUGCCAGCGACAAGAUGGCGCUCCGAGCAUCGAAACGAAGUGCAGGGUUGUUACCGCUGUUGCUUUUGGUAGCGUUGAGCUAUGCCUUCUCCACCUUGACCUUUGUGUCCCUCAGCACGGCGCCGCGUCGGCCGGCAACCAGCCGUGUAGCUCAAGGACGGGAACGCAGCAGAGUCGCCCUUGCCGCGCGCGGAGGUGAGGAAAAUGGAGAGAAGCUGGCCGUAGGAGACGUAGUGAGCGCUUUGUGCCCAGACGACGACCAGUGGUAUCCGGGCACCAUCGAAAAGAUCAACGAUGACAGCACUUUCUGCGUGAAAUGGGAUGACCCUGAAGGAGGGCCAGAGACCCACGACGUUCCUUUGGAUGGUAUUAGGAAGAUUGUGAUCUUCAAGGACUACAAGGUGGGUGAGAAGGUGGAGGCCGUCUUCCCUGAUGAUGGAUAUUGGUACCCAGGUGAGGUGACCAAGAUCGGAGACGGCAAGUUCACGGUGAAGUGGGAAGAUCCUGAUGGCGGCCCUGAGGAAUCUGAGGUUGACCCCAAGGAGAUGAAGUACCCACCCAUCCCCUAUGAUCAGCUGGCUGUGGGGCAGAAGUAUCAGGGCACUGUGAAAUCUGUCCUGGACUUCGGUGCCUUCGUGGACAUCGGCGCCGAAAGUGAUGGCCUGCUACACAUCUCCCGCAUCUCUCAGGAACGUAUUGAGAACAUCUACGACGUCUUGUCCGAGGGACAGCAGGUGGACGUUUGGAUCGCUGGCAAGCGGGAAGAUGAAGGAAAGUAUGGCCUCACCAUGGUGGAAGGCUUGACCGAUGGACCUGCACGCAGAGCACCAGCUGACCUGACUCCCUUUGCCGAUUUGCCCUCCGAUGAGUGGUUCACCGGCGUGGUGGCACGCACUGCGCCCUUCGGCGCCUUCGUGACGGUGACCCUGGAGGAUGGCGCCACAGCGGAUGGCUUGGUGCACGUGUCCAAGAUCAAGGACGGUUUCGUGGACAAUGUGGAUGACGAGCUUUCCGCGGGGCAGGAGGUGAAGGUGCGCAUUGAAUCUGUGGACUUGGACUCCAACAGGAUGAGUUUGUCCAUGCGCGAAGGCUUUGGAGGCGGCGGAGGCUUCAGGGAACCUGUGGACCUCACUCCCUUUGAGAGCAUCUCUUCAGACACCUGGGUCAACGGCAAGGUGGCCCGCCUGGCUCCUUUCGGCGCCUUUGUGACGGUCACAGCUGAGGGUAAGAGUGCGGAUGGCUUGGUCCACAUCACCCAGAUCCGCGACGGCUUCGUGGAAUCCGUGGAGGAUGAGCUGUCCGUGGGCCAGGAGGUUGAAGUUCGCAUUGAGUCUGUGGAUGUUGACAGUGGCAAGAUGAGCUUGUCGAUGAAGCAGUUUUCGCACCAGCGGAAGCGACAUUUCUAUGGAGAUGUCUACCAACUGAUGCCCAGUGAGCCAACCCCAUUAGGAUUCCGCAGCAGAGUGAUUACCCGAGCAAGGGGGGGAGAAGAAAGCGAGAAGUUGGCGGUGGGAGACAUAGUGAGCGCCCUGUGCCCAGACGACAGCCAGUGGUAUCCGGGCACCAUCGAAAAGAUCAACGAUGACAGCACCUACUGUGUGAAAUGGGAUGACCCCGAAGGGGGCCCCGAAACCCAUGAUGUCACUGGGCCUGGCAUUAGGAAGAUUGUGAUCUUCAAGGACUACAAGGUGGGAGAGCAGGUGGAGGCCGUCUUCCCGGAUGAUGGCUAUUGGUACCCCGCGGAGGUGACGAAGGUCGCUGAUGGCACCUUCACGGUGAAGUGGGAAGAUCCUGAUGGCGGCCCUGAGGAAUCUGAGGUCGAUCCUAAGGACAUGAAAUAUCCACCCAUUCCCUUUGACAAACUCGAGGUGGGCCAGAAGUACCAGGGCACUGUGAAAUCGGUCCUGGACUUUGGUGCCUUCGUGGACAUCGGCGCGGAGAGUGAUGGCUUGCUGCACAUCUCCCGCAUCUCUCAGGAACGUAUUGAUAACAUCUACGACGUUUUGUCUGAGGGACAGCAGGUGGAUGUGUGGAUUUCCGGCAAGAGAGAGGAUGAAGGAAAGUAUGGUGUGACCAUGGUGGAGGGUUUGAGAGAAGGAGGACGUCGACCAGCAGCAGACCUGACGCCCUUUGCGGAUCUGCCCUCGGAUGAGUGGUUCAGCGGCGUGGUGGCACGCACUGCGCCCUUCGGCGCCUUCGUGACGGUGACCCUGGAGGAUGGCGCCACAGCGGAUGGCUUGGUGCACGUGUCCAAGAUCAAGGACGGCUUCGUGGACAACGUUGAUGAUGAGGUCUCCGUGGGCCAAGACGCCUGGCAUCCGAACGUCGAGGACGUCAAGGUGCGCAUUGAAUCUGUGGACUUGGACUCCAACAGGAUGAGUUUGUCCAUGCGCGAAGGCUUUGGUGGCGGAGGCUUCAGAGAACCUGUGGACCUGACCCCCUUCGAGAGCGUCUCUCCAGACACCUGGGUCAACGGCAAGGUGGCGCGCCUGGCUCCUUUCGGCGCCUUUGUGACGGUCACAGCUGAGGGCAAGAGUGCGGAUGGCCUGGUCCACAUCACCCAGAUCCGCGACGGCUUCGUGGAAUCCGUGGAAGACGAGCUCUCCGUGGGGCAGGAGGUCGAGGUGCGCAUUGAGUCUGUGGAUGUUGACAGUGGCAAGAUGAGUUUGUCCAUGAAGCAGCCCGUGAGCUGCGACGAAUCUGACACUGCCAGGGUUGACACGACAUUGGCACAUUGCUUCCGCAACCGAAAGGAAGGUCACAGGCCCGAUUACGAUGCAAGGGCGAAAAAGUACCUGGCCGCAAAAGGUCAUAGGCCCGAUGACGAUACCAGAACGGAAAAGUACCUGGCCGCAAAAGGCAAUGACCCAGCUCUUGGGGCCACCGCUGAUGCCUUUGACAUGGGUGAGGUCGAGACCCGGGAGACCCGGGAGACCCGGGUGGUGGAGGGUCGAGUGCUCCGGGUGGGCGAGGAUCACGUAUUGAUCCAGCUCACCUCCACUGACACCGCGGGGGUUCCCGCGCGGCUGCCUUUGGACGAGGACCUGGAGCUGCGGCCAGGUGACGAGCUGGUGGACCUGGUAGUGGCGCAGCGGACGUCGCAAGGCGAAAUCAUCCUGCGUCUUCAAGACAACGAAAGUGACAGUGAUGGUGAGAAUCUGGACAUUCCAACGGUAGAUGUCCGUGGGAAAGGUAAGGGCCGUGGUGGCUACGGUUCUCUUGAGGGAGCCAUGGGGCCCAGCUACAGCAAGCAGCAGCUGCUCUCCUUCCGCGGCGCGGUCGGCGCGGUGCGAGCCGAUCCAAGCACGGCAGGACUGCCAAAGCUGCAGCCAGUUCCCGAUGAGGAAUUGGAGUCUCUGCUGCAUCGUUCCAUCCUUUCUUCGGAGCUACCCCUGCCUUGGUGGACCAAAACAAGUGCUGCGCUGAAGCGCUCCAGCCUACAACUGGCGCUGCGCACGGUGAACAUGCAGGCGGUCUAUGCAAUGCAACCUGAGAGUUCUCAAUUCCGAGAAGCCUUGGGAGCUUUGGACCCCGACAGCGCGUUUUUGCACGAGACCCUGACGCUGCUCUGGGCCGAUGUCUGGAGCACCUUCGACGAGACCGCGACGCCGAAAGCGGCGGAAGCGGUGGAAUGGUUAUUGCUGCGAGGGGCACCUGCCAACAUUUUGCUGCCAGAGGAUCCUGACUCCUUGAAGAUGCGGAUGAAGGGUUUACGACUGCUGGGUCACUUGGGCCCCCGCGUUGCUGCCGCCUCCGCUUCCGCGGUGGCUGGCUGCUUGCGCGAUCCCGACGUGAAGGGUCGCCGUGCGGCGGCGGCUGCAUUGGCCAAACUGGGGCAGGGCGUGAGUGGUCAUGCGCCCCGUGCUAUCCCCAGAUUGUUGAGGCUCUUGAAUGACCCGGAUCCUUUGUGUGGUGCCGACGCCGCCAUGGCUCUCGGCUGUUUGGGCCCGGAGGCGCUGAAAGCGGCGGCAGAGCUGUUGGAGGAGUCCAUGGAGGCAUCGCUGUUCAGCGCGGCAGGUGAGUUUGGUAGGGGGUGCAACCAUUUUUUGGGCUGGUUGGUGGUUUGGAGCAUGGCUGCCAUGGCUUUUAUUUUCCAUUUCAUAUAUAUAUAUAUGGGAAAAUCCUUCCUAUUGACGAACUCAUAUUUUUCAAGAUGGUUAUUGCACCACCAACCAGUAGGGGAUUCUACCAUGGAAUUAAAGGGGAAUGAACCAUAUUGUACCUAA
This is a messenger RNA of Cladocopium goreaui, 4809 nucleotides long. NCBI's taxonomy places the organism in Eukaryota, Dinophyceae, Suessiales, Symbiodiniaceae. The record is from the annotation of a GenBank genome assembly.